CGACGUGGCGCGAUCUGAUUGGUCCACGUGUCGCGAUCUGAUUGGUCCACGUGUGCUAGUCGUUGCAACUAGCUGUUUUUGACCGUUUGGAGUCCAAAAAAUUCGAAAAAAAUUGCAAAAAAUCACAAAUUUCAUCCCCAAUCCCUCUAUAUAUACCCCUACCCGGAUGGAGCUCAUUCCACACACCAUUCCAUCUCAUUUUUCUCUUCCAAACUCCCCUUUCUUCGCACAAUGUCGGGUUGGUCCCCAUAUUUGAACACCUUCACGGAUCUCUUGCAGUCCGAUGGGUCACCUACAACCCUUCCGUUAGAUGAGUCUUCUUCACUACAUCGUCGCUCCGAUGUUUCAGCCUCACUCCCCCGUGCACUAUUUCCGGCUGCGCGUCCACCACCAUACCCUUAUCCCUAUCAUUUGUAUCAAUAUCCACCGUCUUCAUAUGGUCAACCUCCAACUUCCCAAGCCGGAAUUCAAGCCUCAUUCCCGGUACGUCCGUAUGCCCCUCCCCCACCUGCUGCGGACGGAAGUCAAGCUUCUUUCCAGAUACCUCCAUACGCCCCUCCUCCAUAUGCUCCACCUCCGUAUGGAGUACCUCCUUAUGCUCCAUAUGCUCCACCUCCGUAUGGAGCACCUCAUCCAUAUGCUCCACCUACGUAUGGAGCACCUCCUCCAGUUGCACCUUUAUCUGUUGGAUCUGAAAACCAAGCUGAGGAAAAUCCCGUGCCGAAGGAAAAGCGUCCAAAGAGGCUAGAGUGGACGAAGGAAGACGGGGAAAAUCUGGUUAAUGCUUGGUUUAUGCAUUCUAAUGAUCCCAUCUCCGGCAACAAUAAGAGCGGAUCAAGUUUCUGGGGCCAAAUAGCGGCAACAUAUAACUCCACCUCCGACCCUAUCCGUCAUCGAACCGCCAAGCAACUUAAAGAUCAUUGGGUCACCUACAACCGGGAGGUGACCAAGUUCAAUGGAUUCUACCUCCAAGAAGAAAGGUUGCGUCAGAGCGGAGCUGACGAUGCAAUGAUCAACAAGUGAAGCAUUCAAAAUGAAGAACUUGUGGGGUGGAUUAGUGAAGGCCAAGCUUUUGAAGCAACGGAACAUCCUAAAGGGCCGAUCAACCAGAGAUAUGGACCCAGCUGAAAGGCGUACCCAUGGCAGGGCCGUAAAGAUGGUCGAAAAAGAACUUGGUCUGCUAGAUGACGAAGAAGAGGAACCGGAAGCGGAACGUGAAGAGGAGGAAGAUGAGGAUGAGAUCGAGGAGUCCGAUUAGAGUUAUGUAAUUUUAUUUUAAUUAUCAUGUCAUUUUAUUAUAAUUAUUAUGUACUUUGUAAUUUUUAAUUCAAUAAAAAAUAUUAUGUUGUGUGUUUUCUGAGCGUUAAAAUAAAUCCGCGUGAAUU
Molecule: messenger RNA, 1385 nt
Organism: Zea mays
Lineage: Eukaryota; Viridiplantae; Streptophyta; Magnoliopsida; Poales; Poaceae
Product: extensin
Exons: 2
Coding region: 232-1023 (263 amino acids)
Source: RefSeq, a predicted model, not a curated record